UUUUAUAAACAAACAACAAAGAAGAAAGAAAGAAAGAAAGAAAUGUCUGUGCAGAAAGGAGGUGUCAAGAGUUCUCACUACCAGGCAGAAUCCAACAUGGAACAAGAUAUCGAUAGAAAAGCAUGGGUCUUUAAGCCAAGUGGUCUUAAUUUCAUAUGGGGAGGUGAUUCUCGGUAUUGGGUCAUCCCUAAAGAAGACAGGACCCCUGCUGAACUAAAGAUGGCGAGUUGGUUAGAAGUAACCGGUUCGUACAACAAGAUUGAGCCAGGCAAAACAUACCGAAUCGGUUUUAAAAUCUCGUUCACUUCUGAUGCAACCGGAUGGGACCAAGCUCCGGUUUUCAUGUCGGCGAAAGUUGGAAAGAAAGGGAAGACAGUUUGGAAGAGGAUCAAAUCGGUUAACAAUAACAUUGAGAAACUCAAAGGCGGAACCGGACCGGUUAACAUACCAGAUGAGACUGAUGGUCGUUUUGAGGUCUUUGUCAGUCCCAAGGUAGCUAUUAACCAAGACACCGAGCUUCAAUUUGGUUUGUAUGAAGUGUGGACUGGAAAAUGGAAGAAAGGUUUGUUGGUCUAUGAAGCUUUUGUUGAAGAAGUGUAAAAGUGAUUAUGAAUCCAUCUCUAAAGAUUAAAGAUCUUUAUAUACCUUAUAACUUCAACGUCCCAAGAACUCUUUUUCAAUGUGUAUAUAUACAUAUAUAUAAUCCAUCAAUAAGAAUAGAAGUUGUGCA
This is a messenger RNA of Capsella rubella, 730 nucleotides long. RefSeq names its product protein PHLOEM PROTEIN 2-LIKE A9. Lineage: Eukaryota; Viridiplantae; Streptophyta; Magnoliopsida; Brassicales; Brassicaceae. The transcript has 3 exons. Bases 43 to 600 code for a protein of 185 amino acids. The record is from RefSeq and is a predicted model, not a curated record.